Messenger RNA from Schizosaccharomyces osmophilus, 1041 nucleotides. It is a transcript of the gene nmt1, whose product is annotated as 4-amino-5-hydroxymethyl-2-methylpyrimidine phosphate synthase Nmt1. The transcript has a single exon. Gene Ontology annotation, biological process: thiamine biosynthetic process. The coding region runs from base 1 to 1041 and encodes 346 amino acids. NCBI's taxonomy places the organism in Eukaryota, Fungi, Ascomycota, Schizosaccharomycetes, Schizosaccharomycetales, Schizosaccharomycetaceae. The record is from RefSeq and is a predicted model, not a curated record.
AUGUCAACUAACAAAAUCACUUUCAUUACCAAUUGGGAAGCAACUCCUUAUCACUUGCCAAUUUUUGUUGCUCAGGCACGUGGUUAUUUCAAAAAUGAGGGCAUUGAAGUCGCCAUUUUGGAACCAACUGAUCCUUCAGACGUUACUGCUUUAAUCGGCUCUGGCAAGGUGGACAUGGGCCUCAAAGCCAUGAUUCAUACAUUGGCUGCAAAGGCUCGUGGAUUUCCUGUUACUAGUUUUGGUUCUUUACUUAACGAGCCCUUCACCGGUUUGAUUACCUUGAAGGGAAACGGCAUUCAUAACUUUAAGGACAUCAAGGGCAAGCGUAUAGGUUAUGUCGGUGAAUUUGGAAAGAUACAAUUAGACGACUUGUGUAGUAAGUUUGGACUUUCUCCCUCGGAUUAUACAGCUAUUCGUUGCGGAAUGAACAUCGCUCCGGCCAUCAUUAGUGGUGAAAUCGAUGGCGGUAUCGGCAUUGAAUGUAUGCAACAAGUACAGCUCGAGAGAUGGUGUAUUUCUCAAGGACGUCCUCGUUCUGAUGUUGAAAUGCUUCGUAUCGAUCGACUCGCGGAAUUGGGUUGCUGUUGCUUCUGUUCAAUCCUCUAUAUUGCUCAUGAUGACUUUAUCGCGAAGAAUCCCGAUAAAAUUGGUUCCUUCUUACGAGCUAUCCGUUCUGCUACUCUUUCCAUGCUUGAAAACCCUGUACAGGCCUAUAAGGAAUUUACAAGCUUCAAACCUGAAAUGGGUCUUGAGCUGCACCGUGAACAAUUCGAGCGAUGCUUUGCCUAUUUCUCUCGCGACAUCUCCAAUGUCCCAAGAGACUGGAACAAAGUUACUAAUUAUUCGAAGCGUCUCGGACUUGUUCCCCAAGAUUUUGAACCAAAUUGUACGAACGGAUAUUUGACAUGGGAGCUUGACCCCGAUGAGAAAGAUCCUAUGGGCAAGCAAGAAGUUAUCGCUGAAAUACAAGACGGCAUCAAGGAAAAUGGUGGAGUAUUUAGUGGAAAUCCUCUUCGCUACGUCGAACCUGCCACAGUAUAA